Molecule: messenger RNA, 1783 nt
Organism: Mobula hypostoma (lesser devil ray)
Lineage: Eukaryota; Metazoa; Chordata; Chondrichthyes; Myliobatiformes; Myliobatidae
Gene: dpep1
Product: dipeptidase 1
Exons: 11
Coding region: 225-1457 (410 amino acids)
Biological process (GO): proteolysis
Molecular function (GO): metallodipeptidase activity
Source: RefSeq, a predicted model, not a curated record
AAAGCCUGGGGAAGAAAUUCGCAAGGCUGGCGGUGACAACCUGACGACACGAGGCUGUCCUAUACGGGCGGGGCACGUUGGUGUCUUAAAGAGGAUUAGAGCCAGGUUUAAUUUGGAGCGAAAUUCCAAAACAUCCGCUAAAACAUCCUUAAAAACGCGCUCGCAGCAGGCAAAUUCUUCAGAGUUUUUUACCUGAAACACUUCACUUACAGAAAUCACAGAAGAUGUGGAUUGCUUUUUUUCUGUUGAGUGUUUGUGCACUCUGCUCUGCAGAUCGGUAUAGACAACGGGCAGAGGAGCUAAUGAAACAAACUCCUCUUAUUGAUGGACACAAUGAUCUCCCCUGGCAACUUCUACUGAGCUUUCACAACCAACUAAGCAAAGUGGAUCUGAACCAGCUAAAUGAAACCCACACUAACAUCCCCAAAUUGAGAAAAGGUCUUGUUGGAGGACAGUUUUGGGCUGCAUAUACGCCAUGUAACACCCAGUACAAGGAUACUGUGAGGCAAACCCUGGAACAAAUUGAUGUCAUAAAGAGAAUGUGUGUGAAGUAUCCUGAAACUUUCCAAUGUGUAGUUUCAAGCAAGGAAAUACGCGAAGCUUUCAAAAUUGGUAAACUGGCCAGUUUAAUAGGCAUAGAGGGCGGACAUUCCAUUGACAGCAGCAUGGCUACACUACGCCUCUUCUUCGAGCUGGGCGUACGUUACAUGACCCUCUCACACAGCUGCAAUACGCCAUGGGUUGAUAACUGGCUUGUGGAUACAGGUGAAGACCCAGCAGGCAGUAAUGGACUGUCGGACUACGGAAAGAAAAUUAUUGGAGAAAUGAACCGAUUGGGAAUGAUCAUUGAUUUAGCACACACUUCCGUCAAGACAAUGAAUGAUGUCCUGAAAAUUUCAAAGGCUCCUGUCAUAUUUAGUCAUUCAAGUGCCUAUGCCAUGUGUAAACAUAGACGCAAUGUACCAGAUGACAUUUUGAGAAAAGUGAGUGAGAAGAAUGGUAUCGUAAUGGUGAACUUCUUCAACGACUAUGUUACUUGCAAGCCUACAGCUAACCUAUUAGAUGUGGCAGAUCAUUUUGACCACAUUAAAAACGUUGCUGGUUACAAAGCUGUGGGAUUUGGUGGUGAUUAUGAUGGCGUUCACAGAGUUCCUGAAGGUCUGGAUAAUGUGUCCUACUAUCCUGAUUUAGUAGCUGAACUACUGCGGAGAAAUUGGACUGAUGAAGAAGUGACAGCAGCCCUUGGAGAAAAUUUUCUACGGGUUUUUCAGCAAAUAGAGGAAGUAGCGAAGAACUCAACCUCUCCUGCAGAAGAUGAGCCCAUUCCAUAUGAUCAGGUUCGGAAUCAAUGCAGGACUGGCUAUGGUUACGGCGAUCAAAACAAUAAUGGAAAUCCACUGGUCUUGAUGCCUGCAGUUAUCACAGCAGCUUCUCUCACCUACCAUUUAUUAGUGUAAGGGCCAAGCAAGAUAAAAGGAAGCUGCAGCCCCUGAGCAGAACACUCAUUCAAUAAAGACAACUUGGCUAAAAGGAAAAAAUGUAGUAGAAUUUUUGCUAGGUUUCUUCUCAUCUUUCUGCAGAACUAGCAAAGAUCCUGAGGAUAUGGGCAUAAUUGUCUAUUUCUGCUCUUUUAACAGAACUCUUCAGUGUUAACGUCAUGCACAAGUACACCUUUGCCUAUAAUAUAUCGCUUUAACACACAACCUAAACCAGCACCCAAUGUUGUACUGUUAACCAUUCUUAGAAGCCAUUAAGUUUAUAAGUAAGAACUCAAACUCCAAAU